This is a messenger RNA of Letharia columbiana, 609 nucleotides long. RefSeq lists its product as uncharacterized. NCBI's taxonomy places the organism in Eukaryota, Fungi, Ascomycota, Lecanoromycetes, Lecanorales, Parmeliaceae. The transcript is spliced from 2 exons. The record is from RefSeq and is a predicted model, not a curated record. The coding region runs from base 1 to 609 and encodes 202 amino acids.
AUGGCUUACCAAGCAUCUCCGGGAGCUGGGGGCUAUGAAGAGGACCACCGGUUGCACGACCUGCCCUCCGGCAGCCAAUAUCAUCUGCCUCCACACGAGGGUUCUGAUGACGAAGAUGAACGAGCCCUCUUAGCCCACGGCCAGGGGCCCUUCAAUGGGCCAUUCGAUGAGCCUCACUCCGGGAUCGCAACUCCCCCUAUCAGACCUGCUUCGAACUACACUCUGACGGAAUCAUAUGUUGGGGAUCACAAGUCACAAGCACCUCCUUACAACGGGUAUCACGGAGAUGGCUACAGCUCGACUCUCGAUGACCCCACAGCGGCAUUUGGCGUGCCUGGGCGAGCGCCGUCUCCAUACGAGAGAAGUGACACCAGCUCCACGGAAGCAUGGAGGCAGAGGCAAGCACCUGGAGCAAAUGGGUUGAGGCGAUACGCGACUCGUAAAGUGAAACUUGUUCAGGGCUCGGUCCUGAGUGUGGACUAUCCAGUACCUAGUGCUAUCCAGAAUGCUAUUCAGGCGAAGUAUAGGAGUGAUCUAGAGGGAGGCAGUGAAGAAUUCACACAUCUGAGAUGUACGCUGAAUGUGAGCCCAGGAAUAUGCUGUCGCUAA